AUGAACCUGGAUGAAGACAGCAGCCUGUCGGUCAGCUGUGGAAACGGCAAACUAAGGCAGUGGCUGAUUGACCAGAUUGAUAGCAGGAGAUAUCCUGGCCUGGUUUGGGAGAAUGACGAAAAAUCCAUCUUCAGGAUCCCAUGGAAACACGCAGGAAAACAAGACUAUAACAGAGAAGAAGAUGCCGCGUUAUUCAAGGUAUGAUCAUAAGAAAUAGAUCAUCAUGCUGCACCUGAAACCACUCACUACUGUACUUAAGUAAACAUGUUUUCAUGCAGUAACUCUUAUUUAGCUUUCAAACUCUUUCUUAAGUGCAAAUGACCAUCUUUGUUGAUUCUUUCAGGCAUGGGCACUGUUCAAAGGAAAAUAUAAGGAAGGAGUGGACAAGCCAGACCCCCCAACAUGGAAAACCAGACUACGCUGUGCUCUUAACAAGAGCAAUGACUUUGAUGAGUUAGUGGAGAGAAGUCAGCUGGAUAUUUCAGAGCCUUACAAAGUUUACAGAAUCAUUCCAGAAGAAGCCAAAAAAGGUAAAUAUGAUUAUAAAUGCAUUUAGAUAUUCACCCAUGUAUGCAGGAAAACAUGUUGGUUAUGUAAAUGAUGAAAUUAAUCUCCAGGGUCCAAACUUUGAUACCAAACUGUAAGACCUAAGGUGUGUCUCAUUUGCAUACACAAUAUAUUGCUGCCUUUCACACAGCAUCGCACAUUGUUUAUAGCUUCAUGGCAAUAUUUUUUUUGCACACACACACGCACCACUGCUGCUGAUUCUGAUGAGGCAGGAAGCACAAAGGAAGCCAAAGCUCGUACCAAAAAGGCCGUAGUGCUUUUUUUAGAGGGCUACGGUUACUAAGUGCAGGGUGCGCUACACACAACCAUACGACCUCCAGCCUUGCAUAACAAAGUCUCUACUAUCACAGAACAACAACUUUUUGUCACACAAGAGCAGUCCUUGCUAUCUUCACUGACAGUUAGCACUCAAAUUGCAAGCAGGUUUGAGACUGACAUUUGCCUCUCAGGCGUAUGUUGCACUUCUUUUUUUUUUUUUUUUGCAAAACACCCAUCAGCCGUACUAAAAUAGACGGACUUAGUAUGUGCAAAAAACAGUGAGAACCUAACAAAAUUCACACUUAAGUCUAAAUCUGUCAAAAUAAUCUUAUAAUCCUGCAUUAUUGGUUUUGUGCACAGGUAUGAAGAUGAGCAGCAUGGAGGAGAGCUCUUCACAUGUAAACACUCAUGGCCACAUCCCUGCAUACACAUCUCUCCACAACCAGGUCAGCAGACUGAUAUUGUGGCUUAGACUGAAACAAGCUAAUAAAUAUACCUGCAGGAUCAGCUGUAGUAAAAGUCUUAGAUUUAACCACAUCUAAUUUCAGUGAAUAUGCAUUCGAUUCCUCCUCAGGGACCAGGGUUUAUGCUCUCUCAGGAAAGAAGAGACUGGAGGGAUUACUCAGGGCCUGAGCAACAGCCUCUUCCUCAUCCACAUCACCCUGGGCCACAUGCUGAGGUGCAGUUCAGUCAGAGCCACUACCCGUCUGCGUUCAGUAGGGCCUGGCCUGGGUCCCACUCAGAGAACGGUAAAAUGUGCCUGAACUCACGACAACACUAGCUGGUCAGGAUUUUAAAACUACAUCUACAUAAUCAGCUGUAAGUCUGGGUGUAACUGUGGUGCUGCAGUGAUAAACUUUAGUAAAAGAUCUCAAACUUCAUCUUUUAUAUGACGCAGAUUUCCUGCUUGCUUUGAUAAGUGUAAUGCUUUUUUACAGUUACUUUUGUUCCCCUCUUUUUUAAACAUAAAAUUAAAUCUAUGUGUGUAAAAUGGGAUUAAAGUUAAUGAAACAUGAAAUAGCAAAGACACUGCUGAUACAAAAAAUAGACAGCAGGUUGAUGAUUUCCUCAUGUACGUUUGUGUCUGAUCAGUCUUUUAACUGGUGUCUUAAGUCGUCAAAAAAUACUAUCAGUGGUUAUACAAGAAUCUAGACUCUAAUAAGUUAUAAUAUUAGCACUUUUAAGGCUAGUCCUCAUACUCAUGAAUGUAUUAAUCCUGGUCAUUAAUGAACAAAGAAAUUAACAGAGAAAAAAGAGCUUGCCUUGUGGCAAAGUUAUCACUUGAUAUGGCUUAUUGUAAAAGAAAUAAGUGAGCAAGUAAUGUUUAGCAUUGUUGGUACAUCUAAUAAGAAUCAUGAUGGCAGCCAAGUUUAAACUGGGUCAUAUUAAAAGGACAUAAAUCUAAAUUCUAAGGGGGCAUAUUUAGCAGCUUUGCAACACUGAUGUGCUAAAAAAAAUAGACACAUUUUUCAAUAUGGCCCGGCUUUGCCAGCAGCUUUAAGAUAUGCAAAUUUCCCACAUCCUUUAGAUCUGUGUUUACACAGAAAGGAAACAUCUCUGCAAAGAAAUAGUAAAAUUACCUUUAACCCUGAAUACUCUCCUGUCUGGCUGGUAUUUAUUUAACUCUUUUUUUUUUGUGCAGGCUUUCAGCUGUCCUUCCACACCUACUUUUCAGAGUCCCAGCCUCCUGCGUACACAUCGGAUCAGAAUAACACCAUCACAGGUAUCUCGGGUCAUUUUUGGCUCAUUGAGAGUUAGGGUCACUCUCAUGCUUGUUUUUUUAUAGAUGCUUUCAUCUGUAGAUAAGUAAAAAAAGACACAGACCUACUUCCCCUUUUUAAGCUUAGAAUCGCAGGUCGAUGAUAAUAGAUAAAAAAAGGGGAUGGAAAAAAAACUUGGACUGAUAAUAAAUAAAGUUUUCUAAAAUGAAGUCUUCUUCAGGAUAAAACUGCUUAUUUCUUGUCUCUUUCUUCCAGAUAUCAGCUUGCAUGUAUCCCUCUACUACAGAGACUCUUUAGUGAAGGAGGUCACCACCACCAGCCCAGAAGGUUGUCGAAUCACCUCUUCUUCAUCCUCGUCUCCAUCCUCCUCUUCCUCCUCCUCUUCUCCAUGCCAAGACGACAAGUUUCACAGCGGGGCAGAGGUCAUCCUUUUUCCAUUCCCGUACCCGGAGUCUCACCGGCAGGGUGCUGAGUUGCUGCCGAACGUCCUGGAGAAGGGGCUGCUUCUUUGGAUGACAUCUGAUGGGUUAUACGCCAAACGCCUCUGUCAGGGACGAGUGUACUGGGAAGGACCCCUGGCUCCGUAUUCAGAUAAACCCAACAAGCUGGAAAAAGAGCAGCCAUGUAAACUGUUCGACACCCAGCAAUUCCUCAUCGGUAAGUCUAGUUGAGUUCACAUCUGCAGGUGUAGGAAUGAUUACUUUAACAUCUAUGUAAUAUGUGCUGCAAGAUACAGAUCUCAGAACUGAUUCUAGUGAGGUUUCUGAUGUUUAAACCUGUUCAAUUCAUUUUUUGUCUGAAUUUACAAAUCAUCAAAUUUACUCUGACGGACUUUCAGUCUGUACAGCAUUUUGAAUCCUCCAUUUUUUAAAAAGCAACAUUAUCAAAGGGGAUCAAUUUCUCAUUUCAAGUCCAAGCUCUGUGUUUUAAACUCCAUCAAAAGUAAAAUAACUAAAAACUUCAACUUUUCAUGACAUUUUUUUUGUUUGUUUUUUUGUAUUGAUUUUCAGAUGUGGAUAUAAUUUCCCACAGAGGUGCACAUUUCUAGUCCUCUGACCACUCAGAGGAGCAUCAAAACUACUGUAUGUGUCUUAUUUCACACUCAUUUACACGCUGUUUGUCGAAGCUGCAGCAAACAGUGGGGUGUGAGCCACAAUGCUUUAUUAUAAUGAGAGACAUCCCGCUCUACCACAAAGACAAAGCCACCCAAGAUUGUGAGAUAGUGAGGUUUAGAAGAAGCACAGUGCACAUUUUUUAACCUAUUGUUUUCCCUUAUCUUUUGAAAUGGAAAUACCAUUUUUUUGUGUUAAAAAUCUAAAUUUAUAAAUGAAAUAGUUCAUAAACAGUCCGGGACGUGCUCUGAAGAAAAAAGCCUCCAGCCAAACACAUAAAUAGCAGAUGGUUUAGCGAAAAUGGGUAAAAAAAGAUUAGCAAGAGCUUGAAAUUAAGAGCUUAACCAACACAUUAAGUCCAAAGCCCAAAAUAUUUGAUUGAUUUCUUUAUAAUUUUUAGUUUGUGAUAUUACAACCCAUAUACAAAUGUGUGAAAAGAUUUUAAAUAAUGUUCCGCAAAUCUGUGAUUUUCAGUCUUUAUCAGAGAGAAUUGAAUCUUAUCCCCUCUUACUUUUUGCAUUAUGAUGUAGUUUCAUUCAAGUGUGGUCAAUGUAGCUCUUACUGCUAAUUAAACUGUUCAACGAUUACAAGAAUACACUUUUAGAGCUAUUCGCAGAAUGACUGUGGUUGUGGUUGUUUUGAUAAGACCUGUGUUGAUACUAGUGAAUGUAAUGAAGGCCUAGUUAUAGGUAUAGCUGUUUUUUGGCAAGUCCCUUUUCACACUAUGAAGCUAGUGACAUUCACAUCGGUGGUCCAAUGUGUAGAGUCCCCGCCCACCUCCUGUGGUCACCACAGCAUGACAAGGUGGUGUUUUCUGUGUUAAUUCACCAUGAUAUUUCCAACACCCUUCAUCAGUGGUUUCCAAAACUUGGUUAUUAGGAGGGAAAAUGUGUGACUGGUUUGGGUUUUUUUAAUGGUUCUUCUGUGAAUUUUAAUGUGGUUUUCUUAAGUGGUGUGAUAAGUCUAGCACGUCUGGUUGGGUCUGGGUUUUGUAUCUCAUUUGGAUUUCUUCUCUUGCCGUUCUUACAGAGCUUCAGGAUUUUGUUCAUAAUGGGCGGCACUUGCCGAGACAUCAGGUGGUGCUUUGCUUCGGAGACGAGUACCCCGACCCACAGCGCCCGAGGAAGUUGAUCACAGCACAGGUAUGCAUGUCCUAGACUUAACCAUGCAAGCUUCGUUUCACAUGAAUUUGUCAGGUGAUUAAAAUAUCACCUUCUCAGUCAGGCAGGCUUUUACAUUUUUGUUGAAAAAAUAUUGUCAAUAUUGUCCUUCAAACCUAAGCCCAGUCUGAAUAUAAAGCCAAAAUUAUGUUAAGGUUUUCUGUUCACAGAUUUUUAAUAGUCAGUGGUAUAAAUUCACACUUGUGACUGUCAAAGACACACCCAGCCUGAAACUUGAGUUGAGUUUCAUUCUUUACUUUCCCACUUAUUCUUACUUUCUCUUAUUUGCUGCCUGUAGCAACAUGAAACUGAUCUUGUCAUUUAUAAGAGUGAAGCAUGUUCUCUCUAAAUAGAGGUGAAGGACAACUACCCUGCCCACAACAAAAGGGGAAACUAUCUGUCGCUCUCCCUCAACUUUGUGUUCUGUGGAGGUGCCUCCUCGUCACUUCCUCAGGAAGCCUAAGAAAUCUGCUAGACUCUUUAUUUUUACCGGACAAACUUAAGAAUCUGAGACUAAGCUGCGCAGGUCCUUGUCUUGAACUUUGUUCGCUUAAGCGUUUAACUUCUGAUCAUCCAGUGGAAACAUUUUCUAAUAAAAGCAGCCACGGAAGGGGGGCUAAAUUUACAAAUAAUGUUAGCUUUUUCUACUUGAGUUUUAUCUCUGGUAGACAAAAAGUGCUAAAAUAACGCUUAAAUAGUGAUUAAAUUUAAUGUUUUAUUCAAGCUGAAGACAUCAUGUUAGCAUUCUAACCUUUGCUUGCUAACUGUAGAACUAGCUGUGUUCCUCUAUGGUUGUGCUCUGCCCCAAAUGAGUCCUCAUUAAGCAGUACUGUGCUGUGAUUGGCUGCUAAUCAUUGCAGAAAAGUUUGACUUGUUUGGGCUUGAUGUAAGGAUGGUCUUUGAGGAGACAGCAAAAAGCCCCAAUUGAUUUGGUAUUUAAAUGCAAACCUCUAACCCCUUUUUAAACAUAACCAGGUGUUGAUGCUCUGUCUAUUUAACAAUAUUAACCACACACAUUGCUUUCCGUGGAUACCCCAAAUGAUGGGUUAGGGUCAAGACAGGAUUAGGGUAUGAGUGAAAGUAUUAAAGCUCUGAUCAGAAAGAAGUUUGGCACUCAUAUUCCAGAGCUGAAGGUGUCAAAUAACUGUUUUGUAGUUUGUUCUGCUCUUUGUUUAAAAAUCACUAAUAGAUAAUGUAUGUGAACCUGAUUUUCUUCCAGGUGGAGCCAGUGUUUGCAAAAAAACUGGUCUACUAUUAUCAGCAGAACCAUGGCCACUAUCUGCGGGCUUUUGAUAACAGCCAGGAGCAGAACACACCUCCAACCAUCGACUAUCCCGCCCAGAGGCCGCUACAGCACAUUCAGGAGUAA
Xyrichtys novacula (pearly razorfish) is the source of this 6187-nucleotide messenger RNA. The record is from the annotation of a GenBank genome assembly. Lineage: Eukaryota; Metazoa; Chordata; Actinopteri; Labriformes; Labridae.